UGCGGGGAUUCAGGCAUAGGAUAUUGGAGGUUGUCAAGCUCGAUUCACCAUUUUUGGCGAUGCAUCCGGGGAUUAUAUCCACUGGGUUGCGGAGUCUGUUUCGGUCGCAGGGGAAGGGUCCUUUCGAGGAG
This is a messenger RNA of Tuber aestivum (summer truffle), 131 nucleotides long. NCBI's taxonomy places the organism in Eukaryota, Fungi, Ascomycota, Pezizomycetes, Pezizales, Tuberaceae. The record is from the annotation of a GenBank genome assembly.